AUGAGAGUUUCGAUAUUGCCUGAAUGUCCUUCAAUUUUUCUUGGACAAGAAUUUAUGGUACAGAUAUCUAUAGCCGAAGCUCCCACACAAAUUAAAUGGAUUUCUGCUCAAAUAACGGGAAAAGUACAGACAUUAAAGCCAUCAGUAGAACCAGCACUAUUAUCACUUGUUCAUCGAGCUCUUGGAGCUCCCCAACAAGCACCUUUCUUCGGUCAUGUCAUGAGUGGUUCAAGAUUAAUAGAUUCGGAUAUUAAAACACCAAAAACUUAUUGUUUAUCUAUCAAAGCGGAUGGAAUUCCACCUUCUUAUGAUGGAGAAGCAGUUAGUAUUUCAUACGAACUACGAAUUGUUUCACAAAUCGGCCAACAGAUUUCUCAACCGACGAUUAUCCCAAUAAAAUUCAUUUCUCCAUAUAAAUCAAAUUGCAUUCUCCAAAACACACAAAAUACUGCUACAUUUACACUUACAUCUAUUGAAUCAGCUUCAAUUCCUUCUCCUAUUGCCUUAUUAUCUCCUUUUCCACCAGUACAAGAAAAGUCACUUGAUAUAUUUAGUAUAAAACAAGGAGAUUCGAUAGUAGCAUCAUUAAAACUCAAACUUUCAGCGAGAUCUGGAGGAGAUUUUUCCGGAAUUAUUGAUAUGAAGGAAUCUACAUCCGGAGUUACAUCUGUAAACAUUCGCAUCAUAAGAGUCGAGAAAUUUUCAAAUGACGUAACAGAUCAAACAAUUAUUGUUAAUGAAAACUUACCACUGGACAAAAUCAUAAUGAGAAGAUUCUCCCUUCCUAUGCCUUUCAAUACUCCUGCUGAAUUUGUUACAGAUCUCUUUGAAUGCUCUUAUUCAGCUGAAUUUAAUUUUAUUGGUCCUGCUGGAGCCUGGAAAUGGGUUGCUCCACUUCAAGUAUUACCUCCAUUGUUAUCCUUAUCAAUGCCAAGACAAGCAAUUGAACAAAUUAGCCUAUAA
Messenger RNA from Trichomonas vaginalis G3, 963 nucleotides. RefSeq lists its product as uncharacterized. Bases 1 to 963 code for a protein of 320 amino acids. The record is from RefSeq and is a predicted model, not a curated record. NCBI's taxonomy places the organism in Eukaryota, Parabasalia, Trichomonadida, Trichomonadidae. The transcript has a single exon.